AUACGCAAAUUCAAGAUACACGAAGAAAGGAUUUGUCGUAUUUAAAAGGCGUGGAUCCAGAUCGUUUCUGCUGGUGGAGAGAGAGAGAGAUUCACGAUGCCGGAAAUAUCUCCGGCUGAGCUCGCCAGGGUUUCUUCGUCUUCUUCUUCAUCAUCUUCCUCAAGUUCCGGCCGAGCGUCGGUGAAAAUCGAGGAGAUUGAAAGCGGCGGUGCUGCUGGCGUCGUCAUUGGCUCUGAAGAACUUGAGACCCAUCCCAAAACUGUUGUUGCCUCCAUUGCUGAUGAAACUGUGGCUGAAGAUACCAAUCCCAAAACUGUUGUUGCCUCCAUUGCUGAUGAAACUGUGGCUGAAGAUACCAAUCCCAAAACUGUUGUUGCCUCCAUUGCUGAUGAAACUGUGGCUGAAGAUACCAAUCCCAAAACUGUUGUUGCCUCCAUUGCUGAUGAAACUGUGGCUGAAUCUUCAGCUUCUGGCAAUAAAAGCUUUUCUCGAGUAUGGACAAUGCCAUUGGAGGGUUCAUCGAGUAGUGAUAGGGCUGAAUCAUCAUCAACAAACCAACCUAGGUUAGAUAAAUCAAAGACUGAGAGGCAGCAAAAAGUUACUCACAUUCUUGCUGAGGAUGCUGCUAAGAUUUUCGAUGACAAAAUCUCUGCAGGGAAGAAGCUUAAAUUGCUGAACCGUAUAGCUACUGUGAAACAUGAUGGGACAGUUGAAUUUGAAGUUCCAGCAGAUGCUAUCCCCCAACCUAUUGUUGUUGACCGUGAAGAAUCCAAAAACGGUGUUUGCGCUGAUGAGUCUAUUGAUGGGGUUGACCUUCAGUAUAUCCCUCCUAUGCAAAUCGUGAUGUUAAUUGUUGGAACACGCGGUGAUGUUCAACCUUUUGUUGCAAUAGCCAAACGGCUUCAGGAUUAUGGGCAUCGAGUUCGACUUGCAACUCAUGCAAAUUUUAAAGAGUUUGUUUUGACUGCUGGAUUGGAGUUCUAUCCUUUAGGUGGAGAUCCAAAAGUGCUCGCCGGUUAUAUGGUUAAGAACAAGGGAUUUUUGCCAUCAGGCCCUUCAGAGAUUCCAAUUCAACGAAACCAAAUGAAGGACAUUAUAUAUUCCCUACUUCCAGCAUGCAAAGAACCUGAUCCAGAUUCUGGGAUUUCCUUUAAAGCUGAUGCAAUUAUUGCCAACCCUCCAGCAUAUGGACAUACCCAUGUGGCAGAAGCUCUGAAGAUACCGAUUCACGUAUUUUUCACCAUGCCAUGGACGCCAACAAGUGAAUUUCCUCACCCAUUAUCACGUGUCAAACAACCAGCGGGAUACAGGCUUUCGUAUCAAAUCGUCGACUCAUUGAUAUGGCUUGGAAUAAGAGAUAUGGUAAAUGACCUUAGGAAAAAGAAAUUGAAACUACGGCCUGUUACAUAUCUAAGUGGAACACAAGGAUCUGGAUCUAAUAUCCCACAUGGAUAUAUGUGGAGUCCUCACCUUGUCCCAAAGCCAAAAGACUGGGGGCCUCAAAUUGAUGUAGUGGGAUUUUGCUUUCUUGAUCUUGCAUCCAACUAUGAACCUCCUGCAGAGCUUGUGGAAUGGCUAGAAGCUGGUGACAAGCCCAUAUAUAUCGGCUUUGGUAGUCUCCCUGUGCAAGAACCAGAGAAAAUGACAGAAAUCAUUGUAGAAGCACUUCAAAGAACUAAACAGAGAGGAAUCAUCAACAAAGGCUGGGGUGGCCUUGGAAACUUGAAAGAACCGAAGGACUUCGUUUACUUGUUGGAUAAUGUCCCACAUGACUGGCUAUUCCCGAGAUGCAAGGCUGUGGUUCAUCAUGGUGGUGCUGGAACAACUGCUGCAGGUCUUAAAGCCUCGUGCCCAACUACAAUCGUGCCUUUCUUUGGAGACCAACCUUUUUGGGGAGAACGAGUGCAUGCUAGAGGUGUAGGUCCUGCACCAAUCCCAGUGGAUGAAUUCUCACUUCAUAAGCUUGAAGAUGCCAUAAAUUUCAUGCUCGACGAUAAGGUGAAGAGCAGUGCAGAGACGCUAGCAAAAGCGAUGAAGGACGAAGAUGGUGUGGCUGGAGCCGUGAAGGCCUUCUUUAAACAUCUUCCAAGUGCGAAACAGAAUCUUCCGGAUCAGAUCCCAGAACCUUCUGGAUUUCUCUCUUUCAGAAAAUGCUUUGGCUCCAUAACAAUGGCUGUCACAACACUUAUUCUCUUUGCUUCUGCAUUACUUCUAACAACUCUCUUUAUCGGCGUUAAUUCAUCCAGGUCCAAUGAAACAUGGCAUGAACAUGCAGUUGAGAACCCAGACGAAGUAGCUGCCAUGGUGGACAUGAGCAUUCGAAACAGCACAGAGCGGCGAAGAUUAGGUUACUUCUCCUGCGCCACCGGCAAUCCAAUCGACGAUUGCUGGCGUUGCGACCGCAAAUGGCAGCUCCGUCGCAAACGUUUAGCCGACUGCUCUAUCGGAUUUGGCCGCAACGCAAUCGGAGGCCGCGACGGUCGUUUCUACGUCGUAACCGACCCAGGAGACGACAAUCCGGUUAAUCCGAUUCCGGGAACACUCCGUCACGCCGUGAUCCAAGACGAGCCACUCUGGAUCAUCUUCAAACGCGACAUGGUCAUAACCUUGAAGCAAGAGCUGAUCAUGAACAGCUUCAAAACCAUCGAUGGUCGUGGUGUCAAUGUUCACAUCGCUAAUGGAGCUUGUCUCACGAUUCAAUACGUUACGAACAUUAUUGUCCAUGGGAUUCAUAUUCAUGACUGUGUACCUACUGGUAAUGCUAUGGUUAGAAGCUCUCCGUCGCAUUAUGGGUUUAGAUCGAUGGCUGAUGGUGACGCCAUCUCGAUUUUUGGGUCGAGUCAUAUCUGGAUUGAUCACAAUUCGCUUUCUAAUUGUGCUGAUGGGCUUGUUGACGCUGUUAUGAGCUCCACCGCCAUUACUGUCUCAAACAAUUUCUUCACCCACCACAAUGAGGUUAUGUUGUUGGGGCAUAGUGACUCAUACACAAGAGACAAGGUGAUGCAAGUCACAAUUGCUUACAACCAUUUUGGUGAAGGUUUAAUCCAGAGAAUGCCAAGGUGUAGGCAUGGAUAUUUUCAUGUAGUUAACAAUGACUACACGCAUUGGGAAAUGUAUGCAAUUGGUGGUAGUGCUGGUCCCACCAUCAACAGUCAGGGCAAUCGAUUUCUUGCUCCAACAAACCCAUUUGCUAAGGAGGUGACUAAGAGAGAGUACACAGGAGAAUCGAAAUGGAAGCACUGGAAUUGGAGAUCAGAAGGAGAUCUUUUCUUAAACGGAGCAUUUUUCACACGUUCUGGAGCUGGAGCUGGAUCCAACUAUGCCAGAGCUUCGAGUUUAUCAGCCAAAUCAUCCUCACUCGUUGGCACCAUGACCUCUUACUCAGGUGCUCUUAACUGCAGAGCUGGUCGUCGAUGUUAAUUGAUCAAGAAUCAGGAAGUAGUCGACAAGUUU
Molecule: messenger RNA, 3453 nt
Organism: Arabidopsis arenosa
Lineage: Eukaryota; Viridiplantae; Streptophyta; Magnoliopsida; Brassicales; Brassicaceae
Source: the annotation of a GenBank genome assembly